GGGCAAAGGUGACAUUUCUUCGGCGUUUUCAAGGAAACUCUAACAUAUCCUAGCAUUUUAAUACAUUCAUGGUGAACUCUAGUUUUCAGAACAGGGGCGCAGGGCAACCUUCGCGGUCGUUGCAGUUGACGCGAUGAUGCCACAACGGUUCAGACCCGUACAGCAUCCUUACGUCAGGCUCCGCGCUCGCGACAUGAAAGACAUAAAGCCGGAUAUCUCCACAGACCGCCCAAUCUACCACAUACCACACAUCAAUUGAAGACGAUGACUGAUCUUAAGCAAUUCGCUGCUGAGCAAGCUGAUGCCGCCAACGCGAAGGGCAACUACCAAGCCCCGAAGGAGAUGAAAGCGAACCAGAAGGGUACAAUCAUCGCUGACGAGAGCAACGUUGAUGAAAGCGGCGUUGCCAACGUCCCCGGAGCCGACCCUGCGGAUGUCAAGGUCGGACGCAGUGGCCUUGGAGCUGGAGGAGGUGAUAACCAGAAGAUCCCCGUCGAGGAGGGCGGAGGAUCUUGGGGACCAGGAGCCGGUCGUGACGUGACUGCGGACGACUUUGAAGGUCACCGUGGUCCUGAGGACAAGGCUAGGGCUCAUGCCGCUAUGCACGGCGGUGACAACGAUGUUCGCAGCAACCUCCGUUGAGCAACAACAGGAU
Messenger RNA from Saitoella complicata NRRL Y-17804, 655 nucleotides. RefSeq lists its product as uncharacterized. Lineage: Eukaryota; Fungi; Ascomycota; Saitoellomycetes; Saitoellales; Saitoellaceae. The record is from RefSeq and is a predicted model, not a curated record. The transcript is spliced from 3 exons. The coding region runs from base 265 to 642 and encodes 125 amino acids.